UCUAUUCUAUGAUUCUUUGCGACGCGUACAAAUCAAAAAAAUUGCAAGCAAGUCACGCACGAUUACAAAUUUAUUUAGAUUUUAUUUUAUCUUAAUAACGAUAUAAAUACAAUUAUUCAGCUAACUCGGCUCAAAGCUUUAAGUUAAAAAUGUAUAUUUAAUGACUUAAUAACAACAACUUGUAUAAAUUAGAUAAAUAUUUAAACUAAUUUAUAUCAAAGUAUGACUCGUGUGCUUCGUUUUGGACUUUAUUGUUGUAUUUAAUACCUUGCCAUCUGCAAUAUCAUUUUCUGUGUAUGUUCAAAAUGGAAGUUCAGAAAUAUUGUCAAACUCUUAAGAAAAUAAAGUUGUUAUUUGAGAAACUUGAGACUCCCAAUUAUGUGAUGAACAACUACUAUGCCGACGCUUUUAUCAACAAACUUUUGGAUAGAUCUGAUCCAGAAAUAGCUCAGCUUGCGACCAUGCCGCUUAUGUCUGACUUGAUAGCUGACUCAUUAAGUCGGUCUGAAAACUACCACAUUUCAGUGAAAGUAUUCCUAACAAGACUUCUUGGUCUGGCUUCAAGGAAAGAACUUCAUUUCGCUAAGAUGUUCGCGCUAAUCGGAGAUAACGUCGCUAAGAAUUUCAAAGAGAUUCACUCGCCAAGCAUGAACGCAAGCCUGAGGGUGGCUUUUCUGGAAGUGGCCCUUUCCCUCGUCAGACAUUUUUCAGGCAUGAUGUGGUUGAUAAGAACAGGAGUGUGGAAAGACAUUUUGAUGUUAGUCAACGAGAAGAGAACCGUGUUCGUCGUCCGGCAAGUCUACCAAUUCGUUGCCAAAUUCAUGUGGGCAUUAAAUGAUUUUGGCGAUGUCAACAACAUUAACAUAGCUUUAACCUUUAUCCUAGCCCCCAUUCAAGAUAUCGGACUCGUCAAUCUGAAUAUAUUAAGCGAUGAGAAUGAAAUUGAAAUUUGCAAGAAGAUCGAACCGAUGUGCCAUAUGCUGCUAGCUAUUUGCAGUGAGAAAGAUCGUAUACGCACCGCAAGCAAACUCAUGAAUUGUCUUAUAUCAGAAUGCUUCAUUAUCACCAAUAUAGGAAUGUUUUUCGGCAGAUUGCGAUCCGAAGAGACUAUACUCAUGUGUGCUAAGAUAAUAUUCUGGGCAACAUUGAGCAGUAUAUUUCAGUUGAAGCCGCUAGAAGAAGGAGUUACGUAUACUCAAGAGGACUUUCUCGGUUUGAACGCUUUUUAUUUCAACACAUUGAGAUUUUUGAUACAGAGGCGCAACACUAAGUUGGUUUUAGAGUUCUGCAGCGCAUGCAACAUGAUAUGGAAUAUGGUGUGGCAGAACCAAAAGCCCUUCAUGAAUGAGAAUGACAAAAAGUUGGAGAUGCAAACUCAGAUAUUGUUUAUAUGUGUGGUGCCGCUGAUGAUUUGGAUAACUAUGGGUAGGACGACUACAGAAAUCAUGGAGGAGGAGAUUAUUGUAAUGCAUAUGAAGAAUAUUGUGAAUAAUAUUUAUAGCGAGCAUACGAUGCGCGCCGCGUACGGUAUAAGAGAUCUCAUGACGGAAACGGAUGUCAUGUCCACGGUGAUGCAGACUGUCAAAAUGCUGACGUGUUUAAAGACGCACCUAACAGAUGAACAGGCUAACAUAAUGUUUCAAUCGUUGUUCUUUGUUAUAAAAGACUAUGAUCCGCUGAAAGUGACCGAGUCGGAUGGUGAAGGGUAUUCGGAGUGUUCGGAGAAGAUUGUGGUGAUGUGCCACGUGAUGGAGAUCAUACUGUCGCUGGUGAAGAACUAUAACAUAACCUGGAAUGAGAGCUUGGAGGUGCUGUGCCUGUAUGGCGUCGUACAUGGUAUUCUCAAAAAGCCAAAUUUGCCGCCAAAGUUCGUGGUGGUAUCUCUAAACGUACUUGCGCUAUCGGUAAAGAAGUUCCUAACUCCCAAUCUCUCCCUGCUGCUGGAAUCUACACCAGGCUCGGCUGUGUACGAGAUUGGAUCCCUUAUCAACACUAAGAUGAAUGAUUUACGCUGGGAAGUGAGGGAUUCGGCGCUAGAGUUGUUAUUUGUUUGCACGGACCUGUCUUAUAUAAAAUUCCCGCCGUUCCAGAAACAAAUCAUGGAGGAGAACCUCAUCAAUGUGGCCGCGGCUAUCGCCCUGAACGAUUACGAGUCAUACGUGCAGGCUUCAGCCCUGAAGUGUUUGGGUGCAGCCAGCAGGGUCACCAGCAUCUGGGAACAGUUGAAGACGGAGUACCCCAACAUACAGGAACAAAUACUAGCUAUCCUAAGAACUAACUCCGAGGGCAUUGUAAGAAAGGAGGCCUGUAAUGUCCUGUGUGAGAUCUACCAGCAUGUAAAACUGUCUGCCAUUGCGAAACAUACACUAUACGAGUACAUGGUGUCAUCAGCAUUAAGCGAUUUCCACUGGGAAGUCCAAAUCAGCGCGUUGAAGUUCUGGAGAAUCGUCAUACAAACCCUACUCACAGAACAAGGCAUGUUAGACGGGACCUUCCCACCCGUUACCUUCUCAAAGGAAUCCCGCAAAAUUGUCACAUUAAAUGCAGCUGAAAUCCAAAAAAGACUACUAAAAGUCUUAGACGAACUAUCCUCAAUCGGUUGCCUCACCGUCUUGGUAAAAUUGUUGAACAAUGACAGCGAGACUGAAAUCAUGGAGCUGGCUCUGAACAUAUCGCUGGAACUUUUGGAUAUAUUGAACAAACACAAGUUACGUGAAUGUAUAAAACCAAAUGAAGGGGAUCCGAUCACAGCCGAUGAUCUAAUUUGCUCUAUCAAAGAGGACGAUGAUUCUAAUGACAUGGAAACCUUACCAUCUUACACGGAAAGAGCUGAUAAUAUCAUUGAGGGCAUAUUAAAGUCGGAUGAUAUAAACUUACUGGCGAACAUAUAUGAUCGUCACAUGAGCUUACAGAAUUCAGAUUCUGAGCAAGUUAAACCUAAAAUAAGACUGCUGAAGUCAGCGUCUCCAUAUUUGUUCGUGAACCACGUGACCAGUAAAGAUUUUAAAGCUAUUCUGGAGCAGAAUAAGCAGUGGAAGGAAGGUAUACGCAGUUUAUCAUCGCUCUUAGAUGACAUACUCGGUAUCUACGAGGUGAAUGAAGACGUGAAUUCUUUAGAUUGUUAUUGAGACCGCUAAUUGUUAUUUGUUCGUGAAUCACGUAACUAGUAAAGAUUUUAAAGCUAUUCUGAAGCAGAAUAAGUAAAGAUAUAGAUUGUUAUUGAGAUUGCUAGUUGUAUAAGAGAAAGUCGCAAAGUGUUAGUUCUUUUUAUUACUUUUGUAAUUGUUAUAAUUAUGGAAUUAAAACUUCACUUGUUA
Messenger RNA from Amyelois transitella, 3317 nucleotides. RefSeq lists its product as uncharacterized. The record is from RefSeq and is a predicted model, not a curated record. The transcript has 5 exons. The coding region runs from base 297 to 3128 and encodes 943 amino acids. Gene Ontology annotation, biological process: DNA damage response; positive regulation of protein phosphorylation; cell population proliferation. NCBI's taxonomy places the organism in Eukaryota, Metazoa, Arthropoda, Insecta, Lepidoptera, Pyralidae. Gene Ontology annotation, cellular component: nucleus.